Fomitopsis serialis is the source of this 1035-nucleotide messenger RNA. RefSeq lists its product as uncharacterized. The transcript is spliced from 4 exons. NCBI's taxonomy places the organism in Eukaryota, Fungi, Basidiomycota, Agaricomycetes, Polyporales, Fomitopsidaceae. The coding region runs from base 1 to 1035 and encodes 344 amino acids. The record is from RefSeq and is a predicted model, not a curated record.
AUGGCCCCGAUUAGAACGGGCAGAACAAGGGGUGCGGCCUCAUACGAGCCGACCGGUGUUUUCGCGCCUCUCCCGCCACCCCGCGCUGUAGGGGAGCCGCUUUCCGCGCAACGAGCGGCGUCCGAGCCUCUGCCAGAGACGGAAUCCCCUUUUCAGCCGCUGAUGUGCCCGCGAGCUAUCGCGCUGCCGCUCACGCCUCCUCGCGCUGCCGCCGAGCCGCUGCAGUCCGCGCACACGAUGUUCCAACCCCUCAAGACCCCAAGGACCAUAUUUGAGCCGUUGAAGUCGCCGCCGACAAUCUUCAAGCCACUGACGCCGCCUCGAGUCAGAUUCCAGCCACUAAGUUCGCCGCGCGGAUUGGAAGGGCCUGGGAAUCCGCCCCACGUGCUUCUCUCGCCUUUGUCUUUGCCUGCCGCGACCCCCACUCCGCCUUUCUCGCCCCUUCGCUCUCUUCGCUCGCUUGCAGAUGCCCUCCCGCCGAUGGAUGGGAUUGCCCCGCUUCUCCCUGCGCGGGAGCCAAUUGCCCAGCCCCUCCCACCGCCUGCCAUUCCGCGGUCGCCUCCGCCUUCGCCUGACGCCUUCGCAUCGCAUGGCCCGAACCCCCUCGGCGUCGAUGAGGUGCCCCCUUGGGCCCGUGAUGCGUUCGACAACGCGCCAGUCGAACAUGGCAGUUCCCGACGUCGGUCUCUUAGACCGCGCAAGCACAGAUACUUUGUGAGGUACCUGGAUGAUGGCGGGAUUUUGGAGGCGUUCGCCCUCGGCGACCCAAGUACAGGGCCGUACUAUUGCCGGUCUGACUCCUUCACCGACGGUCCGGCCCCGUUGAAUCAGGGGCCGAUCCUCAGGGUCCGCGGCAAGCUGUUUUGGGACGUCGAGGCCGUCGUGGGUCACCGGGCCGUCAGACGUGGCAAGAGACCGGCAUACGAGAUCCUCAUCAAGUGGGCGGGCUGGACUGAGCCGACCUGGGUGCCGGAGUCCCAUGUCGCCGGCCUCCCUCUCUAUCAGGAGUAUUGGCGGAGGACGGGCCCCUAUUAG